Messenger RNA from Neopelma chrysocephalum (saffron-crested tyrant-manakin), 2572 nucleotides. RefSeq names its product phospholipase A2 group IVA (gene PLA2G4A). The record is from RefSeq and is a predicted model, not a curated record. Lineage: Eukaryota; Metazoa; Chordata; Aves; Passeriformes; Pipridae. Gene Ontology annotation, biological process: glycerophospholipid catabolic process. The transcript is spliced from 17 exons. Gene Ontology annotation, molecular function: calcium-dependent phospholipid binding; calcium ion binding. Gene Ontology annotation, cellular component: Golgi apparatus; nucleus; cytosol. Bases 105 to 2354 code for a protein of 749 amino acids.
AAGGAUCUUUCAUACUGAACUCUGCUCUGAAAAACGAGAAAGCCUCUCCUCUGUGGAAUUGAAAUAGAUAUUUGACAGUUGCCUUGAAUAAAAAUUAAGCAAAAAUGUCUGUCAUAGAUCCUUACCAGCACAUUGUGGUGGAGCACCAGUACUCACACAUAUUCACUGUGACAGUAAGGAAAGCCACAAAUGUCACCAAGGGAGCCAUUGGUGACAUGCUUGACACUCCAGACCCCUACGUGGAGCUGUUCAUCCCGACCGCCCCCGACUGCAGGAAGAGAACGAAACAUUUCAACAACGACGUGAACCCCGUGUGGAACGAGACCUUUGAGUUCAUCCUGGACCCCAACCUGGAGAAUGUCCUUGAGGUUACUCUCAUGGAUGCCAACUACGUUAUGGAUGAGACUCUCGGCACAUCCACAUUUCCCAUCUCUUCUCUGAAACUGGGAGAAAAAAAGGAGGUCCAGUUGACUUUCAAUGAUGUCACAGAAAUGACUUUGGAAUUGUCUCUUGAAGUAUGCUCUUCCACAGAUCUCCGGUUCAGCAUGGCCCUGUGUGAUGAGGAGAAGAAAUUUCGGCAGCAGAGGAGAGAUAACAUCAUGCACAGCAUCAAAUCAUUCCUAGGAGAGGAAAACAGCAAGAACUUGACCACUGCCCGUGAUGUCCCAGUCAUAGCCAUCCUGGGCUCGGGAGGUGGAUUUCGUGCCAUGGUGGGGUUUGCUGGAGUCAUGAAAGCACUUUAUGAAUCUGGAGUUUUGGACUGUGCCACUUACGUUGCUGGGCUCUCUGGAUCCACCUGGUACAUGUCAACUUUGUAUUCACACCCAGACUUUCCAGCAAAGGGCCCAAAAGAGAUCAAUGAAGAACUGAUGAACUCUGUGAGCCACAACCCCCUCCUGCUGCUCACUCCUCAGAAAGUCAAACGCUACAUCGAAGCCCUGUGGAAUAAGAAGAGUUCAGGGCAGCCUGUCACCUUCACAGAUAUCUUUGGAAUGCUGAUAGGGGAAACACUUAUCCACGAUAGAAUGGACACCACUUUGAGCAACAUGAAAGAGAAAACCAAUAAUGCCCAGUGUGCUCUGCCACUCUUUACGUGUCUCCAUGUGAAACCAGACGUGUCAGAGCUGAUGUUUGCAGACUGGGUGGAAUUCAGUCCCUAUGAGAUUGGCAUGGCCAAAUAUGGCACUUUUAUGUCUCCUGAUUUGUUUGGCAGCAAGUUUUUUAUGGGGACAGUGGUGAAGAAGUACGAUGAAAAUCCCUUGCAUUUCCUCAUGGGUGUUUGGGGCAGUGCGUUUUCCAUAUUAUUUAACAGAGUGCUUGGUGUCUCCAACUCUCAGAAUAAAGGUCCCACCAUGGAAGAAGAAUUAGAAAAUAUCAGGCUCAAGCACCUUGUAAGCAAUGACAGCUCAGACAGUGAAGAUGAAUCACAGCAUCCAAAAGGCACCGGGAGCGCCGAGGCCCGGCCGGAGCAGCAGGAGAGCAGCCAGGAGAGCUGGGUGCAGCGCAUGCUCAUGGCCCUGGUGGGGGACAGUGCCCUCUUCAACACCCGGGAGGGCCGUGCUGGCAAGGUGCACAACUUCAUGCUGGGGCUGAACCUCAACAGCUGCUACCCCCUGUCCCCCCUGGCAGAGCUGCUCACCCAGGAGUCCGUGGAGGAGGACGAGCUCGAUGCAGCCGUUGCAGAUCCUGAUGAGUUUGAGAGGAUCUAUGAGCCACUGGAUGUGAAGAGCAAGAAGAUUCACAUUGUGGACAGUGGGCUGACGUUUAACCUGCCGUACCCCCUCAUCCUGAGGCCUCAGAGAGGCGUCGAUCUCAUCAUCUCUUUUGAUUUCUCAGCAAGGCCAAGUGAUUCCAGCCCUCCUUUCAAAGAAAUUCUGCUGGCUGAGAAAUGGGCUCGAAUGAACAAGCUGCCUUUCCCCAAAAUAGACCCCAAUGUGUUUGACAGAGAGGGCCUGAAGGAGUGCUAUGUGUUCAAACCAAAGGACACCUCUUCAGAGAAGGACUGUCCCACCAUAAUCCAUUUUGUCUUGGCCAACAUCAACUUCAGGAAGUACAAAGCUCCAGGCGUUCCCAGGGAAACACAGGAAGAGAAGGAUUUUGCAGACUUUGACAUUUUUGAUGAUCCAAAUACACCUUUCUCUACCUUCAACUUCCAAUAUCCCAACGAGGCUUUCAAGAGGCUCCAUGACCUGAUGGAGUUCAACACCCUCAAUAACAUAGAUGUGAUCAGGGAGGCCGUGAUGGACAGCAUCGAGUACCGGAAGGAGAACCCGUCGCGCUGCUCCGUGUCCCUGAGCAGUGUGGAGGCCAGGAGGUUCUUCAACAAGAGCCACCUCAACAACAACCACACGUAGAGGCCGUGCCCGGGUCCUGCUCCUGCCCCUAGAGCUGGAGUCACAACCGCUCCAGCAGCUCCUCACCCACUCCUCAACACGUUUUCUUGGGACUUCUCAAGUUUCAAUAUAAUUUUGUACUGCUAUUUUUUAAAACUAAACACAUUUCAGUAUGCUGAGAUCCUGAUUUUAACAGCUGUGCAAUUAGGGGUUUUCUUGAGAUCAUCAGGUUCAGGGUC